This is a messenger RNA of Bursaphelenchus xylophilus (pine wood nematode), 2090 nucleotides long. The record is from the annotation of a GenBank genome assembly. Lineage: Eukaryota; Metazoa; Nematoda; Chromadorea; Rhabditida; Aphelenchoididae.
AUGAGUAAGUUGCCUCUGUUUUUCACCUUUUUUCUCUCUACGAUUCAUCACCAAUUUAUCAACAUUUUUGUAACAAGAUAAGAAGCGGUCAGCCCAUAAUUCGCCCCAUUAUUCAAGAUUUUUCCAGCCUUAUCACGCGGCGUUUUGGAAUGGGUUUUUCCCUCGCAAGUCAUCUGUUGUGCCCGCUCUCCCUACUCGACUGGACGACCGCUGGGAGCGGGAUUGGUGAAAAUGAGCGAAUUGAAUGACCUGAAACGACUGCCGGAAUGGGAGAGGGAGACUGUGGUGGAGGAGCAUGGGGCCAAAGAGGCGAUUUACUAUGCCAUUGGAAGUGAGUUUAGAGAGGAAAAAGUGGAAAAAUCAAAAAAAUUUUUUAAUUUUUUUUUGGUGAAACUUGAUAAAGAUUUAGAUUACAAUUUUUUAAGACGACUCUAGUAUUUUUAACGGUCUUUACAGAUGUAGCAAUAUGUAUUGACUUUAUAAUUUCCGGUUUUUUGGCCAGAAUUUUAAAAAAAAUUUUCUCCGAGCUGCGCCCUACGUUGACUUGAAAUUGGCUUAUGAGUCUAGGUUUGGCCCUAAAUAUCGUUGAAAAAAUUGUCUCUGCCUAGCAGAGCUAAGAACUUAAAAAAAAAUAAAAAAAAAUUUCCCAAAUUUUUUUAAAUUUUUAAAUUUUCGAAUUAAAAAAUCUCGGUUUGUUUUGGCAAAGCAUGAGAGCGAAAUCUCUAGUGUGUCUUAUAAAAUCCUAGUCUAAGAAUGUACCAAGUUUCAUCAAAAUCUAAUCAGUUUCAAGUUGAAGGUCGGGCGCAGGUCGAAAAAAAUUCAAAAAUUUAUUUUUUAAAAUUAUCUUACUUUUUGAUUUUUGACGCCCCAAUUUCGUCAUUUUGGAUCUAACAUGACAAAAUUUUGAACUUUUAAUUUUUCAAUUUUUUCAGUCGGAGCCCGCCGUUCCCGCGAGCUCCAUUUGAUCUACGAAAAUCACCCAAAAUUCCAAGUCUUUCCCACAUUUUGCGCCCGCUCCUCUCUGAGCGCCUUGGAUCUGGAGAAUUGCCCGGGAAUUGGCUACGAUUUGAGGAGAACUCUGCAUGGCGAACAAUAUAUCGAGUUCUUCAAGCCGAUCCCCAAAGAAGGAGGGAUCAGGACCGAGUCGCAAGUCGUGGACUUGCUCCAACGCGGAAGACACAUGGCCAUUUUGUGUGAAGGUAAAGUUAAGGAUCUCAUAUUGAAAAAAAAUUAUUGUUAGCCACCUGCUAUGACAAUGAGACCAACGAAAAAUUGGCUUAUCUUCAAUUCCUUAUAUGGCAACUCAAUCAUUACAAUUCAAAGGGAUUGAUUUGGUCGAAUGACGUCAUUCCAACUGAAAAAACUCCCGAAACGGAGCCGGACAAAAUUCUCGAGGAGGAAUUGGACGAUAAUUUGGUGAGAAGGACAAAAAUUUUAAAAUUUCUCUGACCGCUCUCCUUAUUUUUAAUGGUCACUCGCCGGCAAAGAUCGUUAAAUUUCUCCGCUGAAACGGCAAGUCGAAAGUAAAAAAAAUUGAAGUCGAUGAGAGCCCUAUUUAGAUUGUGUAUGCAAAAUUUUAGCCAAAUCCGAGCUCUACAGUUCGAGAUAUUCACCUAAUAUUAUCCAUGAUGACUAUUAAACAUUUUGUCUCUACAAUAAUGUAUUUUGCAUCGUUUCAGCCCUCCAUUUACCGUCUAGCCUCCGGAGAUUUAAAUCCACUUCAUAUUGAUCCGGAAUUUUCGCAAAAUUUGGGCCUAGAAGAACCAAUUAUGCACGGAUUUUGCACUCUCGGCGUGGCCGCAAGAAUGAUUUUAAACGAAUAUUCCGAGCAGGAUUACUCAAAAAUGAAGUCGAUCAAAGUCAAAUUCAGUGCUCCACUCCUCCCUGGAGCUCAUUUGGCGAUCAAAACGUGGAAAGGGAAUGCUGGCCGCAUUCAUUUUGAAGCGGUAGUAAGUUCUGCUAGUGUAACAUCAUCUUGACCUUGAAUUUGAAAUUUUUUGUAACUGAUGUUGAUCUAAAUCGAGUUCUUUCAGGAUCUGAAGACCGAUUCAGUCGUUCUCUCCGAAUCCUACGUGGAUUUGAAACCAUAA